This is a messenger RNA of Pieris macdunnoughi, 1182 nucleotides long. The record is from the annotation of a GenBank genome assembly. Lineage: Eukaryota; Metazoa; Arthropoda; Insecta; Lepidoptera; Pieridae.
AUGUCGAAUCAAGAAAUUAGUUUAAAGUGGAAUGGCUAUCAGAAUAACAUAUUGUGUAACGUCAAAGAGCUUUUUAAAGACGAAGGAUUAUGUGAUGUCACCCUGGUGUCUGAAGGGCUAAACUUUAAAGCUCAUAAAGUGAUACUAUCAGCUAACAGUUCCCUUUUUAGAACUAUCUUCCAGCAAAACCCCCACAGGGAUCCAAUUAUAGUACUUCAUGACAUCAACACGCACUCUUUAAGGACACUACUAACGUUUAUGUAUAACGGCGAAGUGAAUGUUACCGAGGAAUCUCUACCAAUUUUGUUAAAAACAGCUGAAACACUAAGAAUCUGCGGACUCUCCACGGGUAGUGAAGCUAGCCGUGAUGCUGAGAAAUCAGCUUGUACCCAGACAAGCUCAAAAAAACGCAAAAAGAGUGAACAAGAGGACAAUAAUAACAAAAUUAAAAAACCUUCCAUUAAUACGAAAGUUGAUGCAUGUAAUUUAAGUCCUGAUAUAAAAAACAAUAAUAUAAUGCCGAAAGUGGAACCUGUUGAUUCGCCUCUUACUGAUGAGUCAUCAACAAGUGAAAACACAAAUGAUACUGACAUAGCGAUUCUUGAUGACAAUAUGGAUAAGAAAUACUCGAUCACCUCUUCACCAAAAUCCCACUUUAGUGACACUAAUGGAAAGAAGUGCAUUAACGAAGUCAGCAGUACUCAGCCAUGUUUAAACACUUGUGAUAAUGAUGAUAAAGAGAUUGAGAUUGAUAAGGAAGUGGAAACUGUAAUUCAGAGUGGAACAAUAGUGGAAUCACUUAAUAUAGCCACAGAGAAUUUGAACUUGUUGUCAAAUGAGGAUAUUAAAGAUAAGUCCGGUACUUCCUAUGCAAAUCCAUCGUUUCCCUGCCCAUUCUGUCCACGAGUCUACAAUAGCUGGGGAUAUCGACGGCGACACGUAAAGUCUCGACAUAUGACUAACAGACUAUCCUGCAAAUGGUGCGUAUCAGUAUUACCAACAACUGGAGCGUGGUAUUCCCAUGCCACCAAAACCCAUGGGGUUCCUCACGAAGAAGCCAGAAACUCACUUGUUGUGAUGGUAGAAGCUCACGCUGUUUUGACCCUGAAUGAGCCGAGUGUUGCCCAAUUAUUGGGACAAGUAGGCAUGGACCCUAAUGGAACUGUGAGUGAGAAAAAUUAA